UCCGUUACGUUGCAGCAGAGUUACAGUCUCACACGAGAAAGGAGCAGAGGGACUGAACAGCUGACCACCUCGCGCAAAUUUGAACGUGAUGGAAAGGACCGAGAUCUUUUUAUUCGCCUUCCUCGCGUGUAACUACAUCUGCCACAUCUUCUUCGUCACGUGGAUUUACGUUUUUCGGGCACCCACUGAUUUUACCAACUAUGAAUUGACUAAUUGAAGUUGGGCCACCUGGUCCUGUUUGCGCCAGGACAACCGACCACAAUUAGAGCAAGCUAAGUCGUUAUGGACAGUUGUGCAAAUUGUGCAUUUCCUCCUCAUAGAACUGGUGUCAAAAGCAGAUUUUCAAUCACAGGAUAGCCUACCACAUCUAUUUACGCGUAAAGGACGUGGACAUUACGGUUCCAUUCAACGCUGCCUGAAAUACUCUGCGCUAUGUUUUAGUAAUUAUGGGGAAAAGAUGUAGUUAGAAUAGAGAGUGUGUUUGUGUGUUAGUGUGUUUCUGCCGGCUUUGAUGUGAUAGUGGCGGCCAGCUUUUUAUUGCGCUCAUACCAAUUGUGCGCUGCAGUUUAGCCGCUCCGUUACCACAGGCGAUCCACCGCAGCAGGACCUGCAGUCUUUGACAGGCAACAGGCCUCAGGAACCUUUGUGAAAGGUUUCACUGAAAAUCCUUUUUCAAGUCCUGUAAUUUGAACUUUCUCUGCAACCAAGAGAGUUUUUAAAGUUGUAUCCAAGUGCACCUGUGAGGCAGGAGUAAACCAUGGCUUUACCAGAUAGUGGCAUAUCUGGGGAGGAGGUGCCCUUCCCAGAGAUUAUAGAGCUCAAUGUUGGUGGCCAGGUGUACAUAACCCGCUAUUCUACCCUCACAAGUGUGCCAGAAUCUCUGCUAUGGGAGAUGUUCAGUCGAAAGUCAGCCAAAGGACUGGCCAGGGACACCAAGGGUCGCUUCUUUGUGGACCGUGACGGUUUUCUCUUUCGAUACAUCCUGGACUACAUGCGGGACCAGCAGCUGGUUCUUCCAGACCACUUCCCUGAGCGUGGGCGUCUGCAGAGGGAGGCUGAGUUCUUCAACCUGCCCGAGCUUGUCAAGCUACUGGCGCCCAAAAUCAGCAAGCAGAACUCCCUUGGCGACGAGGGGUGUCAGAGCGACCCAGAGGACUCCUCACCUGGGAUUGACACAGCCCGUAACCUCAGCUCCCUGGGUGCUGCUGCUGCUGCCUGUGCCAGCCUGGUGCCUGGUGCCAUGGAUGGGAAACGCUCCGGGUUCAUCACUAUCGGCUACAGAGGCUCAUACACCCUGGGUCGUGACAGCCACACCGAUGCCAAAUUCCGCCGGGUGGCACGGAUCAUGGUGUGUGGGAAGACCUCUUUGGCCAAAGAGGUGUUUGGAGAAACGCUGAACGAGAGCCGUGACCCUGACCGCCCCCCUGAGCGCUAUACAUCCCGCUACUAUCUCAAGUUCACCUUUCUGGAGCAGGCUUUUGACAAGCUGGCUGAUGCAGGCUUCCACAUGGUGGCCUGUAAUUCCACAGGAACCUGCGCCUUUGCCCAUGAGCAGACGGACGACAAGAUCUGGACCAGCUACACUGAAUAUGUGUUCUACCGUGAGUGAGACUAUCGGCUUUGUUCCCCCGGUAACCCCUCCCGCCCCCACCUCUCCAGCCUUCAGCCAUCCUGUCCUUCUCUCUCUGAUGGCUCCUGCACCAGUAGAUGUACUGUAGAUGUUGUGCCCUUCCAUAUCUCUCUGCAGUUUCCAGCUUUUAUCCUGUGAACAUUACCCAGCAGCUGCUCUGACUCUUCAUACCUUCUCUGCAGCUCUGCCCCCCCACCCCCUCGAUUCCAUUCCCCUCAUCCUCAGGUCCAGCUUUUGCUCUCGCCCAAACCGCCGCUCCAUCUAGUUGUAGCCCCCAGUCCUCAACCACAGCAACCCCAAAUCCUUUUCUGCAGAGACUGAUACCUUCUAUGUACUAUUCCCUUUUGUACUCUACAUAUUGCAUCUGCCUUGGUGAAGCACAAUACUGUAUCCAAGAGCUAACUUUGUUAAAUAAGAGCCUCGGGUGUGUCUAUAUGACUAUUGAACCAGUCAUAAGGGCAUAAGGGAAAGGGCUUCAAAGAAUGGCCGUGAUGUACAGUGCUUUUCUUGGCCUGCUUACUCGAGCAGAUCGGACUCUCUCCUGCUCAUCUGAACUAAAUUACCAAAUAAUUGGACAUCUUAUCAGCCUUGAGGGACGUGAGCAGCCCCAGCACAAGAAAGAAGUGUAACACAAAAAUCUAAUUUCCUUCAGUUUUUAUUAAAUGUGUCCAGUACCAAGUGGUUGGGAACGUGCCAUAAUGUAGUUUAUCUGUUCAGUUGUUGUUAUGAAUGAAUGAGGGUUGUGAUAAUAUAGCCACAUGGAGAUGCAUUGAAGUUUUUAUUUUGAAAGGGAAGAGUAGAUCGUAGGAGUGUGGAGUUUCCUUUUUAAAAAGACGCUAGUUGUGUGGCGAAUCAACAAGCAACAGUCUUUGAUAAAAAAAAAAAAAGAUGAAAGCUCAAAUAUCAGGCAGGAAAAAAAUGGUUGCCAGAUGAAGUGUGUAUUGAUUUUUGAGUUGUGCAAUGGAGCUUUCAGUAUUUUAAUCACCCACGCUGGGAGAGCAGAUGCAAGAUGUAACAUCACUCACAGCCCCACUGCUCUAUUGUUUUUUGCUAAUUGUGCAUUUGUUUGCUCAAUUACAUAUUUAAGAGCAUUUUAACAAUGAAGUGCUUCUUUGGGGCAGGCUUACACCAUGACUACAUGUUGUUUCCCAAAAAAAAAAAAAAAAGUGGUAGUCACCUUAGCGGAUCACGUUUUGAGUGUUCUGUAAACAAUCAUGUUAAUCUUAAUACUCAGUCCAGUAUUAGUGGAAGAUGUUGCAUAUUUGAUGGUAGCUCUCACUCACUGUAAGUGAAUACCCAUUAGAAAGGCUAGGAUUACACUGUAGCCAGCCAAAGCUCAAUGUUUUCUCACCACCGUAGCAAGGGCAUUGUGAGGGCAGUUUAUAGUGAGCGGGUAUAACUUAAGUUAUAAAGGAGCGAGUGAAGAAAGAGGGUCGUUUCCAGAUACAGCCUCAGGAAAGGUAUGCACAUCAUAUACCUCAGACUAAAACACAAACUGAAGGCACUUCAAUCCAACAAAAGUUCCAGCUGAUGAUGUAAAAAUGCAGACACAGUUAGGAAAAUAUCCAAAAUGCAGUUGCCGUAAUAAGAAUGAUGAAUAAGGGGUUUAAUAUAAAGUGGAUUUUGAGUUGAGAAACAGCCGCUGAGGCAGUAUAGUGCAGGAUUUCUCCUGAGCUAGAAGGUGUCAGGUUGUAGUUUUGGCAGAAUGUCUGACAGUGACAAUAAAUGUAUUCUGAAAUGUCUAGAAACCGCAAUGUUGUGUUUCAGUGUGAUGAAGUACUGUUGACAUCUGAGUCAAUAUGUUAGACCUGCUGCAGUGUGUGCUGAAAUUAAAAGUGUUCAGCAAAAGGCAAACUGAUUUGUCAAAUAAAGAUGUUUUCUUUCUA
Siniperca chuatsi (mandarin fish) is the source of this 3516-nucleotide messenger RNA. It is a transcript of the gene kctd12b, whose product is annotated as potassium channel tetramerisation domain containing 12b. Gene Ontology annotation, biological process: regulation of G protein-coupled receptor signaling pathway; protein homooligomerization. The transcript has a single exon. Bases 758 to 1609 code for a protein of 283 amino acids. NCBI's taxonomy places the organism in Eukaryota, Metazoa, Chordata, Actinopteri, Centrarchiformes, Sinipercidae. Gene Ontology annotation, molecular function: protein binding. The record is from RefSeq and is a predicted model, not a curated record.